This is a messenger RNA of Gregarina niphandrodes, 837 nucleotides long. RefSeq lists its product as hypothetical. Lineage: Eukaryota; Apicomplexa; Conoidasida; Eugregarinorida; Gregarinidae. The coding region runs from base 1 to 837 and encodes 278 amino acids. The transcript has a single exon. The record is from RefSeq and is a predicted model, not a curated record.
AUGGAUAAGACUACGUUGCACCGUCAUUCGGAGAACGUAGGAGCGCAGCCGACUAUGACGCGUUACAAGAUCCGGUUGAAGGUGCCUGCAGGCGAGGCGGGAUAUGACGAGAAGUAUCGCGAAGCUCAGAAGCUCUUGUUUUCGGUGGAUCCGGCGAAGAUCGUUUCUUUGACCAAAGACCGUCAGACGAAAUCGGUACCGGUGAAUGAGAUUUUGGCUGAAGACUUGGUCUCGGCGCGCAGUCACAAGUCCCGGCAGAGGUAUGGAGGCGACAUAAGUCACCGAGGAGACGCGGGCCAUGUGCGGCCGAGUGAGGCGUUUGCGUGCUUGCGGAAGUUCACCAACUACACCGUCAAUGAUUGGUAUCACUUGCCCCACCCCACCUUAGUUCUUGUGCCCGCCGUAUGCCGGUCCAACGGCAAUGGCGUCACCUACCCCGAGUUCAACUGCAGGGCCGAGGGGGGGAAGAAGGACGCCAACGAGACCGUGCUCGUAGACGAGGUCUACGCCAUCAAAUGCAGAGUCAGACACAGAGUCCUGAACGGCGGACCGCCCUGGUUCAGCGACAAGCUCGAGACGUACGAAGACGUCUACAACUUACUGGCCACCACCAUGCCAAUCGACAUCAUACAGUCCAGCUUCGAAUACCUCCACUCCUGGACCGAUCCCGACCUGCUCUACAUGAUCCGCAGAUGCGUUGAGAAACAACGCAUUACCUGGACUCGAAUCAGCCACAAAAUCAUCAUGUCUCUAGCCAACCCGGCGCUGCUCUCGGAGACCAAUGACGAGCUGCCACUGGCUCAAUUCAACAACCCACAACGUAAGAGGCAGGGGUGA